Etheostoma spectabile (orangethroat darter) is the source of this 520-nucleotide messenger RNA. It is a transcript of the gene ndnl2, whose product is annotated as necdin-like 2. Gene Ontology annotation, cellular component: nucleus. NCBI's taxonomy places the organism in Eukaryota, Metazoa, Chordata, Actinopteri, Perciformes, Percidae. The record is from RefSeq and is a predicted model, not a curated record.
UCAUCAUCAUCAUCAUAAUCAUCUUCCCACUUUUGACCCCCUGGAUUCACUGGAUUCCAACUUCGUCGGAUUCGUUUAAUUUGAUUUACAAUCAACAGUAUCUGUUUGUCCAUUUCUUUAACUGUCUAUGAUAACUAUCGCGUCGCGCCCAUGCUGCGUCAUCACCAGGUGCCUUAGAAGCGGCGGGAGAUUGACCGUUACUGCAGAGGAGUCUUUUAAGCAGAAAUGACUCAGAGAAGGAGGCUGUCCAACACCCAGAGCUCCUCCCAGAGCAAGAGACAGUCGUUGGUGUCUCAGGAAGAAGACGACGACUCGACGUUCACUCAACCGAGUUCUUCUCAGGUUCAGAGAGGGCUGGAGAGGUUCACACCUGCACAGGUAGAUCAGAAGACAGCGGAGGUGGUCCAGUUCUUCCUGGUUCGUGACCAGAAGAAGAUUCCCGUCCGCAGAGCAGACCUGGUGAAACACGUGUUGAAAGAUUAUAGAAACAUGUUCCCCGAAAUCAUGAAGAGAGCAGCAC